Diaporthe amygdali is the source of this 1704-nucleotide messenger RNA. RefSeq lists its product as uncharacterized. Bases 1 to 1704 code for a protein of 567 amino acids. Gene Ontology annotation, biological process: microtubule-based movement. Lineage: Eukaryota; Fungi; Ascomycota; Sordariomycetes; Diaporthales; Diaporthaceae. The record is from RefSeq and is a predicted model, not a curated record. The transcript is spliced from 2 exons.
AUGGCCGCCCCGGGAGGAGCAAGCCUCCCGCACCGCGCUGUGUCGAGCAUCCGCGGCGGUGCAGCGCCGCCGGGCGACGCAUCCUCGUCCGCCAACCCGCGCACGCCCAUCCGCUCGAUCCCCUCGAUCCCGUCCCAGUUCAACUCGCCGUCGUCCCUCCGCGCCGAGGACGAGGUCCUGAUCGUCGAGUUCGGCGCCCGCAAGCUGCGCGCCGGCUUCGCGGGCGACGCCGUGCCCAAGGCCCUGGUGUCGUUCAGCCCGACGCAGACGCGGCGCGUCGGCGACCUGCGGGCGUGGGAGAUCGGGCACGUGGACGACUGGCGGAGGGACGACAAGUGGGGCGAGGAGUGCGAGCUGUGGAGGAAUGAUGUGAGGGGCUUGGACCUGGGCCUGGUCGGGGACCGCAUGGAGAGGGGGCUCAGGGAGGCGUUCAACAAGUGCGGCGACACGUCCCUAUGCCACUCUACCGCGCUGGAUACUCUUUUCAACAGAUUCCAUGCCCCCGCUGUGUCGCUGUUGUCCUCACCCGUUGCCUGUGCGAUUUCCGCCGGUGUUCGAUCGGCGCUGAUUGUUGAUAUGGGCUGGUCUGAGACGGUUGUAACAGGCGUCUACGAGUACAGAGAGGUGCAAAGCAGCCGUAGUGUCCGUGCUGGGAAGUUGUUGGUACAGAAUACACACAAGCUACUGGCCACCGCCCUCGGAAAGGCACCGCCUCCUGAAGAGGACGCUGGCGAAGACAAAGGCGAGCACGUCGUAUCAUUUGAGGAGUGCGAGGAGGUCGUCAGCCGGCUUGUGUGGUCCAAGAAUCCCCGUGGCCCGGUGCCGCCGAGUCAACCACCGCAAGAAGGCUUGCCUACAGUCACCGAACAAGACGAAUCUGAACCAAACAAUCCUCCAACUGCCGGUAGCCCGUCGAGUAUUACGGUCCCACUGAGAUCGACUAUCCCACCACAAAGACUCGACAUGACCUUUGAUCAGCUCGCAACCCCAUCCGAGGACACAUUCUUUGCCUCCGACCGGCCUCACUGUACUUUCGAUGAUGACGAGCUACCUAUUCCCCUUCUCAUUUACCGCAGCCUACUAAAGUUGCCUAUGGACGUCCGAGCUCUGUGCAUGGCCCGGAUCAUCUUCACCGGCGGUUGUUCAAGCGUUCUCGGCCUGCGCAAGCGGAUCUUUGAUGAAGUAAACCUUCUGAUUGAGAGUAACGGGUGGGACCCAGUGCGCGGAAAGGGUGUGGAGGCGUACAAAACCAACCCAAAGCUGCGACGUGGGAGCAAACAGGCAGGUGAUGGUGGGCCUACGGAUGUCGAGGGCACUGGCGACAGCGGAGGGGGCGGAGGUGGAGGAGGGGGUCACGAAGUUGACGGCAUGUGGGUCGAUGCUCCUAAGCAAGAAAGGGAGCCGGAACUGGACCCCAUUGACGAUCAGUUGGGGAAAGGAAAGCAGGACAAGCCAAGGCUGCAAGGGCAGUUGCGGGCGAUCGAGACCCUGGGGCCAUGGAGCGGAGCGAGCCUGCUGAACUUGCUCAAGAUACCUGCCCUGGCAACGGUGGAGCGGGAGACCUGGAGAGAGCAAGGGAUCACUGGGGCAUCGCGACCGAGUGAGGUGGACCACAAGGUUGCGCAGAGACAGAGCAUGGGUGCCGGCGGGCUGAUGCGCAACGCCAAUGCGAACUGGACGCUUGGUGUAUGGGGAUAUCUGUGA